AUGUCUGUACAGUCAGUGAGCAGCAACUCUGCCUUUCAGGCGCGAUCACUCUUCCGGUCUCUCCUCCGUCAGGCAAACCAAUUCUCCGCUUACAACUUCCGAGAGUACGCACGAAGACGCACCAUCGAUGCGUUCAGAGAGCACCAGCAUGAGACCGAGGAGCGGAAGAUACAAGAGUUGAUGCAGAAGGGGUUGGCCAAUCUGCAGAUGAUGAAGAGACAAACAGUGAUAAGUCAGUUCUACCAGCUCGACAGGCUAGUUGUAGAAGGACAGAAGACGGGCAAAGAAACCGGAGAUCACGGCAGCAUAGUCAGACAGAAUGACUCUGGGUCAAACUAG
Trichophyton rubrum CBS 118892 is the source of this 339-nucleotide messenger RNA. RefSeq lists its product as uncharacterized. Gene Ontology annotation, biological process: iron-sulfur cluster assembly. The coding region runs from base 1 to 339 and encodes 112 amino acids. Gene Ontology annotation, cellular component: mitochondrion; L-cysteine desulfurase complex. Lineage: Eukaryota; Fungi; Ascomycota; Eurotiomycetes; Onygenales; Arthrodermataceae. The record is from RefSeq and is a predicted model, not a curated record. The transcript is spliced from 5 exons.